AUGUCAAGUGAAAACUAAAUUACACGCUUUUCAGAAUAAGAGUCUCUGAUGGAUUUAAAAUCAGAAGUAAUAUUAAACAGUUAAUUAGUUUAUGAGAAGAAUCAAUAAGAACCAUAUGAAAAUGGAAUUAUCUGAAAGAAAACAUGAUGAUGGCUCUUUAGAAAAAUCAAUCAAAUUAACUCCUAUGACUAUAGGAGAUUUUAUAGGAAUAUGGGCAAUUGCUAUAUUAAAAAGUUUAUUUCUAAUAUGUUUUCUUUUGAUGGCUUAUGAGACUUAUAAAGAUAUUUAAGCGCACAUUGAUAUUUCAAAAACUUAGGUUUUAAUUGAAAUGAAAAAUUGUGCUGCAGAAUAUGAAUAAAAUCAAUGUUCAGAAAAUUACUUAAUAGAAUCUAUGUCUUUAAGAUGUAAAGAAUUAGAAAUUUGUACAAACUAAAAUAUUGAAAUGAAAGUUAGAACACAAUAACUUUGGUUACAAGUCUUAGGAAAUUCAUUUGAAAAAAUGUUUAAAGAGCUUUCUCUUAAAAGUUGUAUUAUGAUCUCUUUUAUAAGCAUAGCAACAAGUAUUAUUUUUAUAAAAAACUGA
Molecule: messenger RNA, 583 nt
Organism: Paramecium primaurelia
Lineage: Eukaryota; Ciliophora; Oligohymenophorea; Peniculida; Parameciidae
Source: the annotation of a GenBank genome assembly